Messenger RNA from Echinops telfairi (small Madagascar hedgehog), 6819 nucleotides. RefSeq names its product transmembrane and coiled-coil domain family 1 (gene TMCC1). Bases 495 to 2441 code for a protein of 648 amino acids. The record is from RefSeq and is a predicted model, not a curated record. The transcript is spliced from 7 exons. Lineage: Eukaryota; Metazoa; Chordata; Mammalia; Afrosoricida; Tenrecidae. Gene Ontology annotation, cellular component: endomembrane system. Gene Ontology annotation, biological process: membrane fission; endosome membrane tubulation; endosome fission.
UCUUCUCAAGAAGACGUAUCCAUGGUUCACACUUUCUGCAGAUGUUGACAUUUGAUGAACAGCUGCUCUUAAUCACAAGAUUUAGAAGACAGUGUCCACCCAUCCAGAUUGGAUUUCUUUUCAUAUGGAUCUUCUAUUUCUAUGUCUUUUUUAAAAAGAACUUUUUUGGGAAACAUUUUGGAUUACAACUAUUCAUCCUCAUCUAUGCAAAGAAAGGAAAUCUGUUGCUGGGAUCUUGAGGAGAUGCAACCGCCAUUCUGAUUUAUCCACCAUUAAGAAAACAAUUUUGCCUGUUCUUGAACUUCAUAUAAUGGACUCGUACACUUCUCCUAAAAGCUUAGAAGUGUUGUGAGGAAAAGUAAUGAAGAUAAGCAUGAAGCCUCCGUCUCACAGCUGCAUGAGUAGUCACUGUUGAAGCAAAUGCCUACCUAAUUUGACAGCGUUGGUGUGUUCAAAAAAUUUUGAGUUUGCAAAUAAGCAUAUUAAAUCUACUGAUGGAGCCUUCGGGCAGUGAACAGUUAUCUGAGGACCCCGAUCCUGGAGGCAAAUCCCAAGAUGCAGAGGCCAGAAAGCAGACAGAAUCAGAACAAAAGUUGUCUAAAAUGACCCACAAUGCUUUGGAGAACAUUAACGUGAUUGGCCAAGGCUUGAAGCAUCUUUUCCAGCACCAGCGCAGGAGGUCAUCAGUAUCUCCACACGAUGUGCAGCAAAUUCAGGCUGAUCCAGAACCUGAAGUGGAUCUGGAAAGCCAGAACUCAUGUGCUGAGAUUGAUGGUGUCCCCACCCACCCCACAGCUCUGAAUCGAGUCCUGCAGCAGAUCCGAGUGCCACCUAAGAUGAAGAGAGGGACAAGCUUACAUAGUAGGCGGGGGAAGCCAGACGCCCCAAAGGGAAGUCCCCAAAUCAACAGGAAAUCUGGCCAUGAGAUGACAACUGUUAUACAGUCAGGCCGUCCCAGAUCUUCUUCUACGACAGAUGCUCCUACGAGCUCAGCUUUGAUGGAAAUAGCUUGUGCUGCUGCAUGUGUACCAGGAGAGGAUGCAACUGCAGAGCGAAUCGAGCGGUUAGAAGUAAGCAGCCUUGCCCAAACUUCCAGUGCAGUGGCCUCUAGCACUGAUGGCAGCAUUCACACAGACUCUGUGGAUGGAACGCCAGACCCUCAGCGCACGAAGGCUGCUAUUGCCCACCUGCAGCAGAAGAUACUGAAGCUCACAGAACAAAUCAAGAUUGCCCAAACAGCCCGGGACGACAAUGUUGCUGAGUACUUAAAACUUGCCAACAGUGCAGAUAAGCAGCAAGCUGCCCGCAUCAAGCAGGUCUUUGAGAAGAAGAAUCAGAAAUCUGCCCAAACCAUCCUCCAGCUACAAAAGAAACUUGAGCAUUACCACCGGAAGCUCCGGGAAGUAGAGCAGAAUGGGAUCCCUAGGCAGCCAAAGGAUGUCUUCAGGGACAUGCACCAGGGUCUGAAGGAUGUGGGAGCUAAAGUGACUGGCUUCAGUGAGGGUGUGGUGGACAGUGUCAAAGGUGGACUUUCCAGCUUCUCCCAGGCCACCCAUUCAGCAGCAGGAGCUGUAGUCUCAAAGCCCAGAGAGAUUGCCUCAUUGAUUCGGAACAAGUUUGGUAGUGCAGACAACAUCUCUAACCUGAAGGACUCUUUGGAGGAAGGGCAAGUGGAAGAUGGGGGGAAGACUUUGGGAGUGAUUUCGAACUUUCAGUCAAGCCCCAAAUACGGUAGUGAGGAAGAUUGUUCUAGUGCCACAUCAGGCUCAGUGGGAGCCAACAGCACCACUGGAGGCAUUGCUGUAGGAGCAUCCAGCUCCAAGACCAACACCCUAGACAUGCAGAGCUCAGGAUUUGAUGCACUACUACAUGAGAUCCAGGAGAUUCGGGAAACCCAAGCCAGACUAGAGGAGUCCUUUGAGACACUCAAGGAGCAUUAUCAGAGGGACUAUUCCUUAAUAAUGCAGGCCUUACAAGAGGAGCGAUAUAGAUGUGAACGAUUAGAAGAACAACUAAAUGACCUAACAGAGCUCCACCAGAAUGAAAUCUUGAACUUGAAGCAGGAAUUGGCCAGCAUGGAAGAGAAAAUUGCAUAUCAGUCCUAUGAACGAGCCCGGGACAUCCAGGAGGCUCUGGAGGCAUGCCAGACCCGAAUCUCCAAGAUGGAGCUACAGCAGCAGCAGCAGCAAGUGGUGCAGCUGGAAGGGCUAGAGAAUGCCACUGCCCGGAAUCUUCUGGGCAAACUCAUCAACAUCCUGCUUGCUGUCAUGGCAGUCCUUUUAGUCUUUGUCUCCACGGUGGCCAACUGUGUGGUUCCCCUUAUGAAGACUCGCAGCAGGACGUUCAGCACUUUAUUCCUCGUGGUUUUCAUUGCCUUUCUCUGGAAGCACUGGGACGCCCUCUUCAGCUACGUGGAAAGGUUCUUCUCAUCCCCUAGAUGAUGCUGGGGGAGGAGGCAGCCGCUCCCCUAUCCUCUGGUGAGUGCAUGCAGCGCAGAACUAGACAACAAUUUAACCUACUCUGAAGUUUUCUACAACAAGAGUUGAGUGAAUCUGUUUACAUUUAGAAUAAUGUUUUUGUUUUUUUUUGUUUUUUUCUUCAAGAGACACAAUUGCAAUAGUAUUUUAUAGAUUUUAUCCAAGAAGUUUUUUUGGCAAAAAUCUUGGAUCAUUUUUAUGUAGCAUGAUUUUCCUUGGGAUGCAAAUCUUAAACAGUCCUUUCAUAUGAACUAACAAUCUGGAGCACACUGAAGGGCAUUCUACGUUGUGGCUUGAAUGACUGCACUAAACAACCCACACAAAAAUGAGAAAACCUGAUUAGGGCAAACCAUUUAAACAUAGCACCCUGCCUUGUCUGGGUUCACCACCUCUCCCCUUCCCAGACUAACUUACUGUGAAGUCCUACACAUUCCAUGUCUGAAGUGUUGGAUUCGGGGUGGAUUUUCCUGGACCAUGGAAGAAGAACACAUGGAUCCCCUCGACUCUCACCCAAGUUGGCCACUCGUGCUAAUCACUGUGGAAGUAUGGUCGCUUUGACCCUUACCUCUUCACUCGGCGAGGACACAAGAGUGAGAGCAUCACGCCCCCGCAGGAUCACUGCACAGUCCUCCUACAGUAUUUUGAAGUAGCCCUGUACAUCUUUAAUUUUACGCAAAAUCCUUUGGCCGCACUUUUAAGGUUUUGUUUUGUUUUUAAUAUGUGCAUAGUCACCAAUUUAAAAACAAAAAUCUGAACAGCAUACUUGAAGAAUGUAAUACUCAAACUCAGUGCUUCCUUAUGGUUUCUAAUAGGAUUUUUUAUUGUUAUUAUUAUUGGGUCUUUUUUUUUUUAAGGGUUGGGAGGGUCUUUUAUUUUUCUUUUGAAAUAAAGAAGUGAUGUUUUUAAAUGAAGAAAUGUGUGGAUACUUAGUGUGCUGUUCCCUCUUGUCUUGAAACAGUAAAGUAAGACUUGCUGUAAAUGCUGCCCUCUGCUGCCCUUGUUUUGAAAUGCAGCUUAAACUCCCUCCUCUGGCUGCUGCUGCUGCUUCUUGGUGCCCCUCCCACCCCUAUACCGCCACUUUUGGGGCUUGGCUUGGCUUUAUUGGAGAGGAAAGGGAUGCGUGAAAGAGAGGGAAACUGUUUCCACAGCCAACAUGGUAGGAUAAGGGUUUUAUUGGAGUCUUUUUAGCCCCAAGAAAUGUCACCCCAAUGACCUCUGACUGAAGGUGGUCUUUUAGGAAAAUUGAGAUGGUUAUAAGAGUUCUAAAUAAUUUCUUAUGUAAUAUUAAUUUAUUUUAACACCCCAUAGUUACUGAAACCAAAGUGAUGUGGAGUCUUCUGUUUGCAUUUGGCCCCAGCAUCCUUAAUUUCAAAGCUUUAUUCUGUCUGCCUAAGAGAAUCAACUGAAGGGGAUUUUUCCCUAAAGAGCAGAAAAGGAAAUGUCAGAAGGGCCCAGGUUUGGGGUAUGAACUUGGCCACUUCCUAUUAUUCUAGACUGAUUUAUUAGCAUAAGUAUGCCUAGUGAAUACGUAUAGACGGUUUAGAAAAUGUAACUGAGCCUCCUUCCCUAUUCUAUAAUCAAUUGCAUCCUCCUGGUGGAACUGGAACUUCAGAGGUUUGCCUGAAGAGCUUGGUUGAUCCUUUCACAUGUGGUGUUGGGGCACACCUGCUGUUCCUUCUUGGCCUCGGUUGGUGCAACCAAGUGAUGAGCAAGGAGUAUAUAAUAUGUCCUGGAAAGUGUAUCCGAGCAUGUUCUGCAUAUUUUCCCCGUACCAGGAAAUGCUUUUGGAAUGAGACUAGCAAUGCCCUGUCCCAAGAAGAUGGUUUCUAGGACAGCUCUGGCCUCAGUCAGCAUGUGGUUCCCAUAGUCACUUUGAUAUUUUAACUCAGGUACCCCAAUCUUUGCCCUACCCUCAGAUGAUUGUAGUACACCUUUUGGCCCUUUGGCCCUUUCAAAAUUAGCACCCAGCGCAGGGACCACAUGGGUGAGUUUUCUUUUAAAAUAUAUUUGCAGCCAAUUCAUGUUCAUGCCAAAAAUAAAUUGUUCCCAAUCCUAUUUACUUAAAGCAUUGACUUUGCCUGGAAACAUUGGGUGACCUUAGGCAGCAGUGCCAAGGGGCCCUUACGACUUAGUCACAGCAGCAGUUGCUCCUCCCUUUCUACUUUAUGGAAAUCACCGAGGAGAGAUGAGAGCCCCACAGAGUUACUGAAAAGAUGCGCUAGCUGCAGUCUUCCAGUUCUUUCUAAGGUACAACCUUUGUUUGCAUCCCGAGCUGUGGAGAGGCUUGGUGGGCUCUGUCUGUGACAGAUUUGGCCUCUGGAAGGCCUCGGGCGCUCCCAACCAAACAGGUCCACCAAACUAACUGUCCACCCUUCCUCAAAAUGUCUAGGGAAAGCCCUCUAGUCCAGAUCAGGCAAACUACUACUGACUCUCUAGCUUUCUUAUUCCCAUAACUGUUGACUAGACCCAGCAGUUGUCUGUUAAUGCUUUGUAAUCAUGCAUCUGGCUUCAUGCCCUUCUCCGACUUUUUACUUCUGUUGUCCAUCCCUCUUGAGUUGCUUUGCAUCCAGGCCAUCCUUCAACUCUCUUAUCUAUUCUAGGGAACCUCAUUCUAAUGGUUUAACUGUGGCUUUAUGGUUGGAAACUUACCCUAGCUUUAAUGCUUCUUCUCUUUAAAAGACUGUGUGCAUUCCCCUUGAAAUGAAGCAUUCCUGGAUUACUUCUAAGUGCUGGUGCCUCGUGGGGGAGGCUGUUUGAUUGGGUUGGUCUGGGUGACUGUUUGAGCUGCAGAAUGACUAACAUUUUACAUUCUUUGUUUUAAUGAUAGCUGAAGGGUAUAUCUACCUGCCCCAGUUUUAAUUCCUUGAUAUAUGUGGGUAAGUCAAAAAUUAUUGCUACUUGGGGUUCAAGUUCAUGCAUGGGUUCUUUUCCAAACAUAUCUUAAUCUGUCUCUGGAAUCAGUAAAUAACUGCAGACAAAUUCUCUCAUUAAUGCCUUUGUCUUAGUUUUGCUCAGGUGAUUUAAAAAAUUUUUAAAGGUCCAAUUGAAACAAUGACUUUCAAGGAAACCUGGGUCUAUAAAAGACAGGGCUGAAAGGUCAUCUCAUUCAGUUAUGGCAACUGUUUUUCAGGACUCCGAAGAGGCAGUCUUGACAGAUUUUAUCAAAGGACACAGGACAGUCAUGGGACCUGUGGAGAAAUGGGGAGGAAAUGGGAAGCUGCAUUGGUGAGAAAGAGGGUAGGACAGUUGUGCCAAGAAGUUUUUUCCAGGAGAGUAAUGCUUCCACUCAGUCUCUGAGGGCAGUGAGGGCUGUGCAUAGAAUUGUGUGCAGAUCCCUUCCCCCCCCCACCCUGCAGCCCUGAUCGUGCUCCCGCGGACUUUUCUUUGGUCCCCAAACUCAACAUGAUUUGACCCCCUCAAAGGUGCCCAAAUGGCUUUUUUAACAUGGUAUAAAUAAAAAUGUACGAUUCUUUGGGGAAGGGUUAGAAAGAGCGGAACACAGCCUUCAGACGUGUAUAGACUUAAAUGGAAGAUGUGUCAAGAAACUAUAGGUUUGUAUUUUGAUGUUUUUGUUUGAUAAGGACUUCUAUGAGUUUGUAGCAGUAUUUUCUGACUUACCCUCGUAUAUACUCAUUGCAUCCUAGCAAGGAAGGCUUUCUAUUAAGAAACAAAAGUCGUCUGAACUCUGCUCAGAGUGGGUUCUCCACUCUCACCUGGACCUCCACUGCCUAAUUGAGGCAAGACUCUGCUGACAAGGAAAACACUGGGAUCAAGCCUUCCUUGCUAGCCAUGUGUUGAUGAACAUAUUUUCUUGUGCUCUUCACUGCAGGUGGUUUUGUUUCUGAUACCACGUUUCUUUGCGGUACAAUCAGAUGAAAUAUUGACGUCCGAGUGAGUUCCAGUGAGGAACUGCCUUUCAGCUUUGGGGAAUAUGCAUCCCAAACCAAACCAAACCAAACAUUAUAAUAGAAAACUGACACAGGAAGAAUUAUGGUUCCCACACACCCAUCCCCAACCCCAAUAGAAAUUGGGAUUUUGAAUGUGGCUCUAAGAGUUAACAUUUCUGUCUGUGUGUUGUGUAUGCUAGGUGAUACCCUUAGUAGGCAUUGACUACUAGACUGUAAGUGUGUAUUAUCAAAGUGUGUAAGAAUAAAAACUCACUUGCACGGAUUGAGAAGUACAGCAAUGACACUUGUGAACGUGUGAACGUGAGCACUGUAGCUGAUAGAUCGUAAGCUGCUCUCUGCGGGGAGAGAGUCACGUGGAUGUUGUGUCUGUUGCUGCAGAUUCUCAGCAGCAUUUUACUGUAUAUACAAACGGAAAUAAAGACCUCAGCUACGAA